Messenger RNA from Sinocyclocheilus rhinocerous, 2574 nucleotides. Its product is annotated as synaptotagmin-16. Bases 162 to 1958 code for a protein of 598 amino acids. The transcript is spliced from 7 exons. NCBI's taxonomy places the organism in Eukaryota, Metazoa, Chordata, Actinopteri, Cypriniformes, Cyprinidae. Gene Ontology annotation, molecular function: phospholipid binding. The record is from RefSeq and is a predicted model, not a curated record.
UAUAUGUAGUUAGUUUAUGAGAUGCAGGGGCUCUAAAUGGAGUAAUUGGUUGUUUUUUGAGGAAGCCCUGCUGUAACAACAUGAGGGAAUUCACUGGGUCUUCUGUGCAUCUGAAAAUAGACCUUCUUUUGAGCUGUUGGGGAAAACAUUUUGAAAUCUGAAUGGCAGAUAUUCCUCAGGCAGGUAUCCCAGCAUUCUCUUCAUGGCUCGCUGAGAUUUCAGAUGCUUUUUCCAAUGGCUUUCGCCGCCUCAGCCUAAACAGAGUUGUUGACUCUGAGGUGUCAGUGAAAGAUGAGAGUUCAGAGGUGGAGCAGAACUUGAGGGCUGUUCAUGGAUCUGGAGUAGAUCCACAGGAGAAGCUGGCGCUGCGAGGUCAGGGCAGCAGGUUUGAUUAUGCCCUCUCUGUCGAACGUCUGACUCCCAUCAGUGAAGAGACAGAUGAGCUGGAGAGCAGGAGGAGUCUGCUGGCUUCACGCUGCUCUGAUGCUGUGAAUAGUUACGGCGAAGGCGGUGAGAUUUCCAGCUCAUCAGGCAGCGAUGAUGAGUUAGCAAAGCAGUUUGAGAUCUCGGUUUCCCGCUCACAAAGCUUCCGUUCGGGGGUUACGGAGCUUGACACCCAGAAUGCACCAGGGCAACAUCAUAAAUUUAAACGGCUGCUGUCUGACCAGGAAGAAGGAAGCACAGAGCCAUCUGACUGUGAAGAAGCUGAGAGAAACAGUGUGCAGAGUUUUCAGGAUCCCCUCUCGUCUAGGCGUCGUGUAGGGUCUGAGCCGAGAGACCCGUUAUCACAGAGUCCUCUUCCUGAGGGCCGGACACUCACUGAUCCCCUCUCUCUGAUGGCGGAGCAGAUCUCUGUGAGCCCCCAGGACACAGGGGACCGUCUGGAGGCUCUACCCAGGGAUGAGGGCAGUCGCCUGAGCAGUGUGGGGCGGCAAACCCCACAAAGGAGUCUGGCAGUCGACAAUCAUGGUUAUGACAACAGUGAGGCUACGGAUAAUAUCUCCACAUGGAGUUCUGAGCAUGAACAAUCUCCAUCCCACCCUCUGAGCACUUCCCCUCGUGGGCAUAUCUCAAAAUGUGGUGAUCUCAUAAUUGCCCUCGACUACCGGGCUGAAACCCACAGGCUCCUGGUCACGGUGAUAAUGGCCCAAGGCAUUCCAGACAAGGCACGGAGUGGCAUGGAUUCCUGGCAGGUGCACGUGGUGUUGUUACCUGGGAAACGACAGCGGCACAAGACGGCCGUACAGAAAGGCUCCAUGCCCAGGUUUGAAGAGACAUUCCGGUUCUCACAUCUAGAGCUAGGGGAUCUGGGUUCCUCUGCGCUGCGGUUCCGCCUGUAUGCACUGGGGAAGAUGAACAAGGAGAGGAUGAUGGGAGAGGCCAUGUACAGGCUGAACAGGCUGAAUCACACGGGGCGCUUCGAGAUCACUCUGGUGCUGGAGCCACGUAGUAAUCUCAAGACAGUAGACUCCCAGGUGUCUUUCAGCGCUCAGAGUGACAGUGCUUCCUCCAGUCAUUCUGUGUCUCACGGUGGAAACCCAGAACUACUGCUGGGUUUAUCAUAUAACGCCACCACAGGACGACUGUCUGUGGAGAUCAUUAAAGGCAGCCACUUCCGUAACUUCGCACUCAACAGACCUCCAGAUACAUUUGGUAAGCUCACUCUGUUAAACUCCAUGGGACAGGAGAUUUCCCGCUGUAAGACGUCCAUCCGUCGCACUCAGCCGAAUCCUGUCUUCAAGGAGACGUUUGUCUUCCAGGUCGCACUGUUCCAACUGUCAGAUGUCACAUUAAUGGUCUCCAUUUACAAUCGGCGGAACAUGAAGCGCAAGGAGAUGAUUGGCUGGGUGGCUCUGGGCCAGAACAGCAGUGGUGAGGAAGAACUUCUUCACUGGCAGGACAUGAAGGAGAGUGGAAACCAACAAGUCUGCCGCUGGCACACACUACUGGAAGCUUAGAGGUGAGAGAUAGAAGUCUAAUCAUUCAUACCUACUGCGUUCAGCUGGAUUUUCCUUUGGGAAGGAGGUGAAAGCCAAGACCAAAAAUACCCAUAAGAACAGGAAUGAACAAGCACUUUUAACAGUUUCAAAGAAAGAUAAUAAUGCAAUUGUGAAAAUCUUGGAAGCACAUACAACACAAAGAAACACCCACACACCACUUUUCUUUCUCCCUGGGAGUACUUGAUACAGCCUCUUAUCUGGUAACCAGGAAAUGACUUCAUGGCGUAAUAUACUGACUACUCUCUUCAACUCCAGCAGCAACCAAUCAAAACGCGUUAUUGCCAGAGCCACGGUGAUUGUCGCCUAGCGAUUUCAUGAAUGGAGGAUUGAUUUGAAAUGAUUAAAUGUCUUCUUCAGAUCAUUUUAAGCCUCAAGUUCAGACUGACACCAGAAGCAGUUUUGGUGAGACCAAAUGUUUAAUGAGCAGAAAACUGUUGAACACGUGCACUUUCAAUCAUGCUCUCCUACUGAUGACAGUAAAGCUGUUUCUUUUUGUUACAUUUGACAUUUUUUAUUACAUUUUACGUCAAAAUAUGCUGUAAUUUAAAGUCAUGGACAGUGUUAUGAUAAAAGU